Molecule: messenger RNA, 2014 nt
Organism: Styela clava
Lineage: Eukaryota; Metazoa; Chordata; Ascidiacea; Stolidobranchia; Styelidae
Source: RefSeq, a predicted model, not a curated record
AAGUAAUGAUAUGCCAACGCCCGAAAAGCACAUAUUGCUCGAUCAAAACAAGCUAUGAAUAGAAAUAUCUGCAAAAUAUCAAUUAUGGAUAUUACAUAAAGUUUUUUUUUAAUGAAAAGAUAAUUUUCGAGGAUCGUGUGCUGCAAGAUUGUUUGGAGUAAAAAUUCAAAUUCAAAAGUGCUUUGUUUUUCGGGACAUUUCGUUGAGGAGAAUUUUGAUAUAUCAGCCAUGUGUUCUGACCUAAAUCGUCUCGACGUUUGUCACGGUUACGCAAAGUUUACACGGAUGAAUGGGUGACUAUUUUUACACCACGAGAAAAUUAGCUAUAUAGAUAGCGUUGUCUUUUCCAAAACCAUAUGACACGGAGGUGCAUCAGGUAGUAGAGAUAAAUAACUCGUAAUAGCCGACAGAAAUACUGGGUUAGUACAUAGUAUCUCUUAUUAGUAACGCAAGAACAUUCCACGUUGAGUCGUGUACAGAGAACCCCUCAAUAAAUAUAUCAAAAUAUCCUAAUUAGUUUACCAGUCUCACUGUAGUGUAUGUUGUAUAAAAAAAUUAUCUAAACAUGUUCAAAGUCAUUGCUAUUUGCUUUGGACUGCUUUUAUCCAUAUCGUGGGUAAAUCGAGGGAAUGCACUGUCAGACGCCGAAAUUUCUGCUUUCGUGUCAAAGACCUACAUUGAGACAAACACUGGUGUGCAGGGAACCGUAUCUAUUACAACGCCUUCGUCCGAUCCAAGUGUUUUGGAAUUAUCAAGCAACGGAGUGCCAGAUCACGCAACAGGCACUUUUCCAAGUUCCAGUAAUCCGAACAGUUUAGAAGUUCAAUCAUACAACUGGAAAAUACCCAAGAAUCCAACUUAUGGAACCACAACCACUUGUUUGCCACAAGGACCGAUAGCGAUGGCGGUCAAUGGCGUUCCAAUGUUUAAUCCUUACAGCAUUGGAUGUUGCGACACAGGGGUGGAAGAAUUGGAUUUGUUUGAUGUAUGUUUCGGACAUCCCGCUCCUGCUCCAGCAGGUGCUUACCACUAUCAUCUUAAUCCAACCUGCCUUUUUGAACUCAAAUGCAAUGAACCAUCGACCAUCAUAGGUGUGGCUUUUGAUGGAUUUCCGAUUUACGGUCCAAAUGAUGCGGAUGGUACGUUGCUAACCACAGCCGACCUUGACGAAUGUAAUGGAAAAGUGACCAAUGGAGAAUAUAGAUAUCAUAUAACAAAUGAUUUUCCAUAUAUCAUGGGAUGUUACAACGGGACGGUACGAAGUGAUGCCGGAAUACAAAUAAGUACCAACUGUCAAUGCACUGAAGUCGCUAAUCCUUGCACAGAAUUUGGUGGCAGGCGAAGAAAAAAGAGGGCAGUUACGGAUAUUUCGUUUCAAUGUUGCGUAGAUAACGUAAACUGCACAACGUCUGAAGUCACAACUGGCGAUUCAAACAUUGUUUCUUCAGCAUCAGUUACAUUGGUGUCCUCAACAUCAGCAUCAACAACAAGUUCUGCAAUUUUAUUCCGUAGUUAUUUUUUCUUGAUUAUCUCCUUAUCAUUUAUUUCAUUUAAAUUUCAGUUGUGAAAGAAACAACUCGAAUUCACUGUUAGAAAGAUGCAAUUUUUUCUAUUGACUGCGAUUGUAUUUCAAGUUACAAUGCAUGAAGAAAUAUUCCGUGCCGUGCAUUUUUAACUCUCAGGGUUUAUAAAAAUUUUAUUGGUGAAAAAAGGAGCAUUAUUUUUUCUUCAUUUUUGCAGCAUAUCACUUAUAUAUGUUCAUUGAAUCAUUUAAAAUAAUUCCUAACUAUCACGAUAAGCUAUUACAAUUGAAAGUAGAGUAAUAUGAUUGAAUGUGAUGGAAUUUGAACCACGAACAAACCUAAGAUUUGGUGUUUAUGAUGUCAUGAAUAAGUUGACGGAAACUACUGACAAGUGAUGAAUAUAUAUGUUCCUUCGGCAAAUAAAAAUUAAUAAUAUUUUUAUGCAUAGAUACAGGAAACAAUAUGAAUUAAAUAUAAUAAAGAUUAUUGAC